Messenger RNA from Hemicordylus capensis (graceful crag lizard), 1535 nucleotides. RefSeq lists its product as uncharacterized. The record is from RefSeq and is a predicted model, not a curated record. Gene Ontology annotation, cellular component: external side of plasma membrane; immunoglobulin complex, circulating; blood microparticle. The transcript has 8 exons. Bases 63 to 1535 code for a protein of 490 amino acids. NCBI's taxonomy places the organism in Eukaryota, Metazoa, Chordata, Lepidosauria, Squamata, Cordylidae. Gene Ontology annotation, biological process: positive regulation of B cell activation; B cell receptor signaling pathway; innate immune response. Gene Ontology annotation, molecular function: antigen binding; immunoglobulin receptor binding.
CAACCCUUGUGUGACUGAGAGCACCUCCCAGUCCAUCCUUCUCAAAGCAACAGAAAGAAAAAAUGAUAUUGUGGCUCCAUUUUGUAUUCUUGUUUGUGCUCUUUAAAGAUGUCCAGUCACAGGUACGGUUGGAAGAGUCUGGAGGGGCUGUAAAGAGGCCUGGGGAGUCCCUCCGCCUCUCCUGCCAAGCCUCUGGGUUCACAUUCAGCAGCUACCAAAUGCACUGGCUGAGACAAGCUCCUGGAAAAGGUCUGGAAUGGAUUGCACUGAUAUACACUGAUGGGAGCCAACAAAGGUAUGCUGACACUUCUUAUGCUGAUGCUGUGAAAGGGCGCUUCACCAUCUCUAGGGAUAAUUCCAAGAGCCAGCUGUAUUUGCAAAUGAACAGCCUGAAAGCAGAGGACACCGCUGUGUAUUACUGUGCAAGAUACACAGUGACAGGAAGUAUCCAAUCACAGGUGCAGUUGGUGGAGUCUGGAGGAGAUGUAAAAAGGCCUGGAGAUUCCCUCCAACUCUCCUGCCAAGCCUCUGGGUUCAACUUUGGCAGCUAUGGCAUGAACUGGGUGCGGCAGGCUCCUGGGAAAGGACUGGAAUGGGUUGCAGGGAUAUGGUAUGAUGGGAGCAAGCAAUACUAUGCUAAUUCUGUGAAAGGACGCUUCACCAUCACCAGGAACAAUCCCUCAAACAUGCUGUAUCUGCAAAUGAAUAACCUGAAAGCCGAGGACACUGCCAUGUAUUACUGUAUCCAAUCACAGGUGCAGUUGGUGGAGUCUGGAGGGGAUGUCAAAAGGCCUGGAGAUUCCCUCCAACUCUCCUGCCAAGCCUCCGGGUUCACCUUCAGCAGCUACCGCAUGAACUGGGUGCGGCAGGCUCCUGGGAAGGGACUGGAAUGGGUUGCAUGGAUACACGAUGAUGGAGCUGUACAAUACUAUGCUGACUCUGUGAAAGGGCGCUUCACCAUCACCAGGAACAAUCCCUCAAACAUGCUAUAUCUGCAAAUGAAUAACCUGAAAGCCGAGGACACUGCUAUGUAUUACUGUGCAAGAGGCACACCUUCUCCAAUGUCCUUCUUUAUAUCUAUUGACCAGAAUGUGAAUCACUGCAAAGCUAUAGAACGGAAGAUGAGAUUGUGGUUUGCGUUGGUUUUCUUUUUAACAUUCCUCAAAGGUAUCCAAUCACAGGUGCAGUUGGUAGAAACUGGAGGGGAUGUCAAAAGGCCUGGAGAUUCCCUCCGCCUCUCCUGCCGAGCCUCCGGGUUCACCUUCAGCAGCUACGACAUGAACUGGGUACGGCAGGCUCCUGGGAAGGGACUGGAAUGGGUUUCAUGGAUACGCAGUGAUGGAGCUGUACAAUACUAUGCUGACUCUGUGAAAGGGCGCUUCACCAUCACCAGGAACAAUCCCUCAAACAUGCUGUAUCUGCAAAUGAGCAACCUGAAAGCCGAGGACACUGCCAUGUAUUACUGUGCGAGAGACACAGUGAGAGGAAGUGGAUCUGAAGCUAGACAAAAACCCUGCUUUGCUACUGACAGCUGA